AUGAGAAUGUCGAACACUGGUGGAACGCCUCGCAAGUUUAGCGAGAAAAUUGCAAUACUUGAACGAAAGCAGAAUGAAGAGAAUUCAACAUUUGAGGAUAUCAUGCGACAGGUUCGCUCAAUAACCCACGAACCGAGCUCAUCGUCGUCGUCGACAGCACCAAUUCCGAUACAGCAAAUGUCGUCGCCAAGUAGUUUACAACCGCCUCAACCCUGGGGGAAUCACCUCGGUGGAUCAUUGCCUAAUGUCCAUCAAUUACCGUCGUAUGAGCCGCCGCAAUGGCCUCCCAACUGGCAGUAUGACAAUAGAAGCUUAAUGGCUCAUCGAAGUAGGUCGCCGGAAUCGCAAAGUGUUAGCGGAAGUCCACAUCAUUAUCAUCCCUACGGAGCAUAUCGACCGAAUCGGUCGCCUGACCGAGUGCCGCCGUUACACCCAAAUUAUGGUACGCAUCAUCAGCCUAGUAGCAACGGGUACAACACGCAUGGGCAUUUGAUACCUCCCGACUCAUGGAGCCAAAUUAAUCGAGCCAGAUCAGAUUCGGCAAUUCAUAAUAUGCAUCCAGCAUCAAACGUACCGUAUGAAUGGAUUCCUGGCCCGGUACCAUCGGCACAAAUGCCGGUUCCGAUGAAACAUAACGUAUCGCCUCAGCAGUCGCCAACUGAAAAUCCAAUGAUGAAUCCGAAUUAUAGAUAUGCGAAUGGUUCUCCAAUGCAAUCGCCGAUGGGAUCGCCACAUGCUUCAACGAUGAUGCUGGAUAAUUCAGGAACACCGGUGAUGGAAUUGAGUCCGCCAGGAAUGCCCGAUUAUAGUAUGAAUGCGAAAACAUUCGCAAAACAGCCGAAUGGAAUGCCGAAUGGCUACUACCAUCCGCCGGUAGGGCCUCGUCAUAGCACGGCCACGUGCGGACCACGAUUGGCGCCCGGUCCCAUCCUCACAACAGAAUCGCAAUCGGCUCCGACUUCUCCUCAUAAUCAGCUUGAUCCGAACCAACAGCCGGCGUGGACCCAACGAACAUUUUCAAAUUCGCCAGAAGCCUUAUACAUUCCGAAAUUGGUUUUAACCGACGCCGAAGGCGAGCAGGGGCAGCAAUUGGAAUGCUAUAAUGAGCUACAGGUGUUAUCUCUUGAUAACAAUGAUCUCAGCUUAUACUGCGACGACAAUAAUUCAUCAACUUCCGCUGCUCAAUCCGACCAGAAUCUACAAAUGGGCAUGCUUCAAAACUAG
This is a messenger RNA of Caenorhabditis bovis, 1224 nucleotides long. NCBI's taxonomy places the organism in Eukaryota, Metazoa, Nematoda, Chromadorea, Rhabditida, Rhabditidae. The record is from the annotation of a GenBank genome assembly.